Rhodofomes roseus is the source of this 1631-nucleotide messenger RNA. Its product is annotated as programmed cell death protein 2. Gene Ontology annotation, biological process: maturation of SSU-rRNA. Gene Ontology annotation, cellular component: cytoplasm. The transcript has 6 exons. The record is from RefSeq and is a predicted model, not a curated record. NCBI's taxonomy places the organism in Eukaryota, Fungi, Basidiomycota, Agaricomycetes, Polyporales, Fomitopsidaceae. Bases 150 to 1484 code for a protein of 444 amino acids.
GUUCACUCCGAAGUGAUCACUCAAACACUAAGUACAUACGGACAUUUCUCACUCGGCUCGUUCCAUCAUCACGACGCUUGGGAGACAUAAGGGCACAAUCUCAUUGAAAGAAAGUAACAUAAUACGGCAACAGCAAACUUGACAUUAUCAUGCCCCCAAGAAACGACGACGAUUGGUCUGACUCCGAUGACGAUGACGUUUCCGAUAUCGAGACGAACGUUCAAAUCGGCCUUCCCGACGGACCAAUCGAGUCUUCUGAAGAACUACGCGACCCGCGUGUCUCGCGGAUAGGUGGUCAUCCUGCAUUCCUCAAUCCGCCACCGCCUGCGUCGUCCGUGAAGUGCAAGAACUGUGGCGAUCCCAUAUCCCUUCUCGUGCAAGUUUGGUGUCCAUUGGACGAGAGUCCGAACGACCGUGCAUUGUAUGUGUGGGGUUGUGCGCGUGGAGCAUGUCAGAAGAAGGAUGGGAGUGUGAGGGCGUGGAGACACCUGCGGUACAACAAGAAGUACGCGGAGAAGUUGGCCAAGAAUGCCGAGAGACGGAAGACGAAGGAGGAGACAGAGCGGAAAGCUAUUGAGGAGGCUGCUCGCCGUAGCCAGCCUAAGACAAACCCUUUCUCAAUGAAGGCAACUGCCGCACCAAAUCCAUUUGAUCUGGGAUCGCAGGUGUUCGGCGACGCACCCGCACCGGCCAAGGAGAACGAUGCGUCUUCCUCGUCCGAUGAGGCAGUCAGCGACGAGGAAGACGUCGAGGAAUCUCAAGACGACACGGACAUAGCCGCACGCCUCGCAAGCACUACCCUCGAUGACUCACCAUGGCAAGAAACCCCCGCGUAUGGUGCACUCUAUCUCUCCACUACUUCCGAAUACCUCCCACCCGCUAAGAAGGUCAAGCUCCCCAAAGGCGUCGAGGUCAACGAAGACGAUGAAGGCAAGGGCAAAGACGGAGGCUGGGCAUUGGAAGGCUACGAGAACUCGAUCGAGGUCGAUCAUGCAUUUGAGCGCUUCACCAAGCGGGUGGGGUACGAGGGCGAGCAAUGCAUACGAUAUGAACUUGGUGGGACGCCCCUCCCGUUCGCGAGCGACGCCGUAUUCGACAAGCUCUUCCCCGCACCGACCGGUCCCCCCCUCCCCGUCACCAAACCUGAUUUCAUGGUCGUCCCCGCACAAAAGCGUACCUACACGCCAUCAUCCGUCCCCGCCUGCCCGCACUGCGGCGGGCCCCGCGUGUUCGAAUGCCAGCUCAUGCCGAACCUCAUCAACGUCCUCCGCGCGUCGACGAAGACUGAUGAGGGGAAGAAGAAGCUGAGCGACGAGGAGCGCAGGCAGCAGAUCAUGAAGGAACUGAAGGGCGAGGGCGCCGGGGGACGUGUAGGCAUGGAGUGGGGUACGUGCAUGGUGUUCUCGUGUCAGAAGGAUUGCUCGGACGAGGCUGCCGGUGGUUGCUGGCGCGAGGAGCUGGUCCUCGUGCAGUGGGACGACUAACGGAGCCCGACGCUCAAGUAAUGAGUCACUCAUGUAGCAGAACACCUUGUAGCGGUAGCUCAGUCCACAAAAACGACGACCGUCAUCAUCCCGAUGUAUUACUGUACACGCGAGAGCACACUAUGGCAGGGUAUUUACACUGUAGAC